Molecule: messenger RNA, 465 nt
Organism: Macadamia integrifolia
Lineage: Eukaryota; Viridiplantae; Streptophyta; Magnoliopsida; Proteales; Proteaceae
Exons: 1
Coding region: 1-465 (154 amino acids)
Source: RefSeq, a predicted model, not a curated record
AUGGAUCAUGAAUAUGCCUUGUGUAAUGAGAAACCUGCUGCUCUCACUGAUGAUGAGGUUACAUUACAUAAUUGGUGGGAGCAUUCCAACCGUCUUUGCCUUUUAUAUAUCAAGAAGACGAUUAGCAAGACUAUCAAAAGCUCCAUACCAACUUCUGAAAAUGCAAAGGAAUACCUAAUCAAUGUAGAGAACCGUUGUGCUACUGCUGAUAAAUCUUUGACUGGGACUUUGAUGACCAAACUAGUAACAAUAAUGUAUAGUGGUACGAAUGGGAUAGGAGACCAUAUCUCUGAAAUGGAAAGUAUCUGUGCACAACUAAAACCCUUUGAAUUGAUAAUGAAUGAAGGUUGCCUUGUCCAAAUCAUUCUGACUUCACUUCCUCCUCGUUUUGGAACAUUCAAGAUCCACUACAAUACAAAUAAAGAUAAGUGGACUCUGAAUGAACUUCAGAGUAUAUGCGUCUAA